This is a messenger RNA of Daucus carota subsp. sativus, 2170 nucleotides long. Its product is annotated as DEAD-box ATP-dependent RNA helicase 1. The transcript is spliced from 11 exons. The record is from RefSeq and is a predicted model, not a curated record. Gene Ontology annotation, cellular component: nucleus. Gene Ontology annotation, molecular function: ATP binding; nucleic acid binding. NCBI's taxonomy places the organism in Eukaryota, Viridiplantae, Streptophyta, Magnoliopsida, Apiales, Apiaceae. Bases 146 to 1711 code for a protein of 521 amino acids.
UACCCAUUAACAAACACUUCUCUCGGCCCAAUUAAUUAGGCCCAACAAAAGCCCAAAUUCUCUUCCCCCGCAAGUAUACACGACACGCCCUUCUCUUCUGUCUCGCCUGCAAGCUGCAACUCUGCGCACACACAAACACACACAGAUGAAGACUGGAGAAAGAGAUAGCAAAAGAAUGAAGAAAGAGCAGGAAGAGAACAAGGAAAGUGUGCCAGUUCUGCCAUGGAUGAGAAGCCCAAUACAGGUUGAUUCUUUUUCAAACUGCCCACUUGAUAAAGUCCCUAUGCUUGACUCUAGGUUGGCUGUAGCUUUGCAGAGUAGUGGAAUUGGCUCGCUCUUUGCGGUUCAGCUUGCGGUUUGGCAUGAGACAAUCGGACCGGGUUCUUUUGAGCGGGACCUUUGUAUUAAUUCCCCUACAGGAAGUGGAAAAACUCUUGCUUAUGCGCUGCCAAUUGUGCAAAUGCUGUCAACUCGUGCUGUAAAAUAUCUUCGUGCUUUAGUGGUGUUACCCACUCGGGACUUGGCUUUACAGGUUAAAGAAGUUUUCAACACUAUUGCUCCUGCAAUGGGUUUAUCAGUUGGUUUAGCAGUCGGCCAAUCUUCAAUUGCUGAUGAAAUUUCAGAACUUAUUAAGAGGCCUAAGCUUGAGGCAGGUAUUUGUUAUGAUCCAGAAGAUCUUUCAGAGGAGUUACAGAGCUCAGUGGACAUACUAGUAGCAACACCUGGAAGGCUAAUGGACCAUAUUAAUAACACCAAGGGUUUUACACUUGAGCAUCUUCACUAUCUUGUAGUCGAUGAAACAGAUCGGUUACUAAGAGAGGCAUACCAGUCUUGGCUGCCUACUGUGCUUCAGUUGACCCGCUCCAGUGGUGGAAGUCUCUUUCCUCAUGCAGAAAAUUUUGUUCCUACAACCUUUGGAUCCAUAAAGACUACAAGGAGGAUGGGUGUAGAGAGGGGAUUUAAGGGAAAAUCUUACCCCAGGCUUGUGAAGAUGAUUCUAUCUGCCACACUAACCCAAGAUCCGAGCAAACUUGCUCAGCUCGAGCUUCACCAUCCUUUGUUCAUGACAGCGGGGAAGAUACGUUAUCAGUUUCCUGAGCAAAUGCAAUUAUUCAAAGUGAUAUGUGAACCAAACUUUAAACCCUUGUAUCUCGUUGCGCUGCUGCAAUCUCUGCAUGGGGAGAAGAGCAUUGUUUUCACAUCAUCUGUCGAGUCGACACAGAGACUAUGUGCUUUACUCAAGUUUUUUGGCGAUUUGAAUAUUAAAAUUAAGGAGUAUUCUGGUGUUCAACGUCAGGCUUUAAGAAGCAAAACAUUGAAGGCCUUCAGAGCAGGGGAAGUUCAAGUUGUUGUUUCAACAGAUGCAAUGACUCGUGGGAUGGAUGUUGAGGGGGUACGGAACGUUAUAAACUAUGAUGCACCUCCAUAUAUCAAGACAUUUAUUCAUCGUGCUGGUCGAACAGCAAGAGCAGGUCUGGUAGGACGCUGCUUUACAUUGCUGCAUAAAGAUGAGGAGAGAAGAUUUAAGAAGCUAUUAAAGAAAGCCGAUAAUAACUCUUGCUCUGGUCAUUCUAUAACUCCAGAUUCAUUGGAUCCCCUCCGCUCUGUGUACGCUUCUGCUCUGGCAAAACUGAAGGAGAGUGUUGAAUCAGAAACAUACAAGAAGCGCAAAGCUGGAAUUAGAUUGUCACAUAUGGGCAAGCGCUAUUAACAAAUAGUCUGGAAGUCCUGAUGACUGCCAGUUCAAUUUUGUAGAUCUAGGAGGUUGUAAGCUAUUAUAAUUGACAGAGUCGGAUGAUAGAUACAGAUUUGGAGCAUGUAGAUUCUUCCUCGAAUAUGGUUUCGAGGUUUAUCUGAGGCUGGAUUCUGGAGACUAUAACUGGAGACUGAUCAAAGCGUCGGCAAGGGGCAACAGCUGAGAAAGGAGUCUGAGUUGAUGUCUCGUGCAAUUCAAUCUUGGGUUGUAAAACGCCAGGACGCAGGAGUUUGCUAGCCAACCGAGCAGCAGCACUUGCCAUAUUUUGUUAUGAUUACCUUCUAGUACUACUUGAACCUGUAUGUAAUGUAUGAUAGAGGUUGAGACCAAUUCAUGGACUUUGUGCACAUAUAUAUACACUUACUGGAGAACACUCAUUUCUUGGAAGAACUAUAAGAGAAUGAUUGUUGGUCA